This is a messenger RNA of Racocetra persica, 588 nucleotides long. Lineage: Eukaryota; Fungi; Glomeromycota; Glomeromycetes; Diversisporales; Gigasporaceae. The record is from the annotation of a GenBank genome assembly.
AUGGUCUAUGAGACUUAUAAUAAAAUCACGAGCGAAGAUGAAUUUAUGCGAAUGUUCCGAAUAUAUCGGACAACUCACGAAAUGCUCAAAGAUAGGGGAUAUGUUGUCCCGGAAGGUUUUGACAAAUAUAAUUAUUUCCAUCGACAUUGUGUCCGGGAUGGUGAAUUAGUUAAAGAGCUGAUGAUGUUUCAAGUUCAAAAAGAGCAUUAUCCUGGUGACCGUAUCUUGGUUCUUUUUCCUGAUAUUAAAACCAUUGGGAUUAAUUACAUGAAAGACGUUUGCGUUCGUUUGAGAGAUCUGGAGAUAGGUAAAGCGAUUAUCGUAUAUCCCGGCACGUUUACCAUACAAGCGAGUAAGGCCGUUCAAAGCAUGAACGCUACCGAAGAAAGUUUAUACAAAGUUGAGUUAUUUUCCGAGAGAGAACUAGUCGUGAACAUAACACAACACGAAUUCGUGCCAAAACAUAUAGUCCUUAGUACUGAAGAAAAACGUGCGUUACUUAGAAAGUAUAAUAUCAAAGAGACUCAAUUGCCACGUAUUCAAAUAACAGAUCCAAUCUCGAAAUAUCUUGGGGUAAAGAAAGGGCAG